AUGACUCAAGAACCCGACGAUAGAACCGAAUUUACCAACCUCCUUCGCCGCAAGAAUGUAACGUCGUGGUCUGAGAAUAUAGGCCUGAAAAGGUUGUCGAAUCAGCGCUCCAUUCUUGUUGCCACCAGCGUGAUCAAGUCUGGAGAGGUGAUCCUUAAAGGAGAUAUGAGCGAUGCGCUCGAGUUUCAUCUAGUGCAAGAAACACUGAAAAUGGGAGCAAACAUAUCCCUUUCACCGGAAGCUUCCGUGCAUUGUCAUUUCGCGGUUCUGCUUGCGUUACAGAUGAUUAAAGACAAAAGCGUCUCGUAUUGGCAAAUCCCUGAUAUCAACUACUUUAAAACGUAUUUCCCUAUCCUCUGGGACGAAAAACUGCAGGCUUCGCUUCCUGAAGAAGCUAAAGUAUGGUUGGCCGUGCAGCAAGAUCGGCUGGAUAUCGACUGGGCCCACGCUAAGGAAUCAUUGAAAGCAAAUUGGACAGAUGUAGGGAAAAGCUCCACCAGCACUUGGGAGAUAUUUCUACGAGCAUGGCUCUAUGUGGAGUCCAGGGCGUACAAAGAUACGCGUUACGAUACU
Molecule: messenger RNA, 573 nt
Organism: Fusarium odoratissimum NRRL 54006
Lineage: Eukaryota; Fungi; Ascomycota; Sordariomycetes; Hypocreales; Nectriaceae
Exons: 2
Source: RefSeq, a predicted model, not a curated record